UUAAUUUAUUUAAUGCCGACUGACAAUUUUCAAUAUCGUGCAAUAUAUAAAUAAGCUUCAUUGAUGAUAAAUAAUUUAAAAGAAAUUUAUUAUAAGAACCAAAAAAUACAAAAACUACAAUAAGCUAGAAUAAUAAAAACUAUAAAUAGUAAAAGUUAUGCUAAGUAAAAGAAAAAGCUAAGAAUUAUUAAGUAAAUGGAUCAUUUUGUGUAGAAGAUUAUUGUGAUUAUAAGAGGUGUAAUAACUAGGGACGUGGGAUAAAUGAAGAUAGGGGCAUCAAUUUAACCAAUAAAGAGUAAAGUGACAAAGGAAAGGUCUGUAUCAACUUGUAUGAAUGCUAAAGUAGGUAUAUUAAGGAAGAAACUAAAAAAAGAUGAUAUUAGUCAUAAAGGUAGUGUGAAAUCUUUUAAACAAAGGCAGCAUUAGAAAGAAAGUGAUUUUGAUACACAUUUAAGUCCGAGUUGAUGGAUACUAUACAACAGCACCAUAUUAAAUAUUAGAAUGGAAAAAGAAAAAUAAAGAGAGUGUAGACAGGAAUAAAGAGAAAAGGCUAUUUUUUCCCUUUAAAAAAGCUUUUAAAGCUUGACCAAUUAUAAAAUUAAUAUAACAUUUGAAAGAAAGAAAAAAAAGUAAUAAAAACCGAAAUCUGUGACCAUGAAUAUCUGCUCUAAAAGUAAACCAUUAAGAGAGUAGAACUGCAAAAGAAUAAUGUUUUUUAUAAUUUAAAUUCUGAAACAUAUUGUAAAGCAACUAGUUAUAAAGAAGGAAAAAAUGAUACUAAUUUUAAAAUGCCCAAAUGGCAUCAUUUAGAUAAUGGUGGUCGGAAAUUUAUACCUUCAAAUAAUAUAGCACCCACUGACAUAACUCCAAUACUUAUUUCUGGAGAAAAAUUUGAAGAAACUUCUACUAGAAUAAUAGCUCCAAUGGUUUGGGGUAUGAUACCACCUUGGCAUAAAGGUAGUCUAAGUGAUCAUGGUUUAAGUUCCAAUAACUGUAGAAUUGAAAAUAUAACUACCUCAAAAUUGUAUGAAAAACCUUUGAUUGAAGGAAAACGUUGUGUUGUUAUUUGUGAAGGUUUUUAUGAGUGGCAAACAAUAUCAUCUUCAAAAAAAAAACCAUAUUUUAUAUACUCAUCUCAAGAAAAAGAGAUUUAUGAAAAAAAAAAUUGGGAAUGUGCUCAAUGGUCUGAAAACUUAGGAUGGCAAGGGCCAUCUUUAUUAAAACUGGCUGGUUUAUACAACAAGUGGAAAUCAUUAAAUGGUGAUAUUAUUUAUAGUUAUUCUAUCAUAACCAUGAAAUCAAAUUCAAUGUUUUGUAAAAUCCACCACAGAAUUCCUGCUAUUUUAGAGGAUGAUCAACAAAUAAAUGACUGGUUAGAUAGCAAAAGAAUAUCAAGCAAUAAAGCAAUAUUACUCCUUCAACAAUCAGAGAAACUAAAAUGGUAUGAAGUAUCUACGCAAGUUAAUAAUUCACGUAAUAAAAAUGAUAAUUGUAGUAAACCAUUAUCAAAAAUAAUAAACAAAAGCGAAGUUUUCAUGAAUUCUUGGUUAUCUGGAGUAAAAAAUAAAAGAAUUGGUGACGAUCAACCCAGUAAAAUGAAGAAAACGAAUUAAUUUCGCAGUAAAAAUUUUAUUUCAUUAUACAAUAUACUUGACCAAAAAUACUCA
This is a messenger RNA of Daktulosphaira vitifoliae (grape phylloxera), 1667 nucleotides long. RefSeq names its product abasic site processing protein HMCES. The record is from RefSeq and is a predicted model, not a curated record. Lineage: Eukaryota; Metazoa; Arthropoda; Insecta; Hemiptera; Phylloxeridae. Bases 789 to 1613 code for a protein of 274 amino acids. Gene Ontology annotation, biological process: DNA damage response. Gene Ontology annotation, molecular function: single-stranded DNA binding. The transcript has 6 exons.